This is a messenger RNA of Tupaia belangeri chinensis (Chinese tree shrew), 998 nucleotides long. It is a transcript of the gene SCO2, whose product is annotated as synthesis of cytochrome C oxidase 2. The coding region runs from base 81 to 968 and encodes 295 amino acids. The record is from RefSeq and is a predicted model, not a curated record. Lineage: Eukaryota; Metazoa; Chordata; Mammalia; Scandentia; Tupaiidae. The transcript is spliced from 4 exons. Gene Ontology annotation, biological process: mitochondrial respiratory chain complex IV assembly.
GCGGGGCCUCGGGGUAUUGGGGGGGCGGGCAGGACAGCAAACCGCUUCCUGCGCACGCGCGGCCCCCGCACCGCUAACGCAUGCGCCCUGCGUCGAGCGUGGCGGCAGCGCGAGUUCCGGGCGGAGGGCUAGACCGCAGAGCCGCGGGAUCGAGGAGGAUCAGGUCAAUGUUGCUGGCCCAGGGACCCAAGGCUUGGCAGGGGGUCUCAAGACUCCGCUCUCAGCUCAAACCCUCAGUCCUCCCUAGGGCCCUAGGAGGUGAGGUCAUGUGUAUGAAGCCCCAGUUCCUGUCAAGCCAAAGUUCUGCAGGGCCAGACCGGCCCCUGCGCCCCAGGCUGCGGACUAGGCUGUUGGUGACUGUCUUGUUUGGAGCCGGGCUGGGCUGGGCCUGGCUGAGCGCUCGGGCAGAGAAGGGGCGAAGGCAGCAGCAACAGCGCACAGAGGCCCUGCGCCAGGCUGCUGUGGGCCAGGGGGACUUCAGCCUGCUGGACCACCGAGGCCAGGCUUGCUGCAAAGCCGACUUCCGGGGCCAGUGGGUGCUGAUGUACUUCGGCUUCACACACUGCCCUGACAUCUGUCCAGAUGAGCUGGAGAAGCUGGUGCAGGUGGUGCGCAAACUGGAAGCUGAGCCCGGCCUGCCCCAGGUGCAGCCUGUCUUUAUCACCGUGGACCCUGAACGAGACGACGUCGCAGCCAUGGCUCGGUAUGUCCAGGACUUCCAUCCGAGGCUGCUGGGCCUAACCGGCUCCCCCGAGCAGGUGGCCCAGGUGAGCCGCAGCUACCGCGUAUACUACAGCGCAGGCCCCAAGGAUGAGGACCAGGACUAUAUUGUGGACCACUCCAUCGCCAUCUACCUGCUCAACCCUGACGGCCUCUUCACCGACUACUACGGCCGGGGCAGGUCAGCGGAGCAGAUCGUGGACAGUGUGCGGCGGCACAUGGUCGCCUUCCGCAGCAUCCUGCUCUGAGGUACUGCCAUUAAAAUGGGAUGUUUAGCC